CAAAAUAUAGCACGAAGUGGCGCUUCGAUCGGUGUCAAGUCUAUUUUAAGGUCGUUCAAUAGUUCUAUUUUUCUUUGAAAAAGUAUUAUUAUCGCAGAUCAGAUUUUACGACUUCAAACGUACGAAAAUGCUAAUUAGCUUACUUAAUAAAUACGUAGUAACACCAUCGGUACAAAAAUGGAUGUAUAAUGUAUCUGGUUUUAAUAAAUACGGAUUAAUGCGUGAUGAUAUACGUAGCGAACUGGAUCCGGAUGUACAAGAAGCAUUAAGAAGACUUCCACUACAUAUAAGAGAUGAACGUAAUUUUCGCUUAGUAAGAGCCCUUCAGUUGGAUGCUCAGAAAAGAAUUCUACCUAAAGAACAAUGGACUAAAUUCGAAGAGGAUGUAUUAUAUCUUACCCCAUUAGUAAAUGAAGUUGUUAAAGAACGAGAAGAAAAAGAGAGAUGGAAUCUUGAAUAAAACUUGAUUGAAUCUAUUAGCAAUUAGUUGUAUACUUUAUAGCACACUGAUACUUGUGUCAUGAAGAAUGUGUUUAUAAAACUUAUAAAUAAUGUAUAAAUUAUAUAUAAAUAUAUUAAAUGAAAUAUAGUA
Vespa velutina is the source of this 592-nucleotide messenger RNA. RefSeq names its product cytochrome b-c1 complex subunit 7-like. Bases 128 to 460 code for a protein of 110 amino acids. The transcript has 4 exons. The record is from RefSeq and is a predicted model, not a curated record. Gene Ontology annotation, biological process: mitochondrial electron transport, ubiquinol to cytochrome c. Lineage: Eukaryota; Metazoa; Arthropoda; Insecta; Hymenoptera; Vespidae.